This is a messenger RNA of Plenodomus lingam JN3, 333 nucleotides long. RefSeq lists its product as uncharacterized. The record is from RefSeq and is a predicted model, not a curated record. NCBI's taxonomy places the organism in Eukaryota, Fungi, Ascomycota, Dothideomycetes, Pleosporales, Leptosphaeriaceae.
AUGACAUGUAGCUACCUAGGUAGGUGCCAUGUCAACGUCAAAUGGUUGAUGCUGAUAGUCGUCCCGGGGCGACACCAGAGAUUCCUCUCCAUUUCAGCCAUCUAUGUGUCCGUUCACAACGCCGUAAUCUCCAUUGCCGCCUGCGUCGGUUGCCACAUGCAGCUAUGUAAUACUGGAGGUAUCAGCCCUUGCAGCGCGCGUUUGUGGAUCCCCUUUUGGCUCCACUUCCCUGGGAGUAACAGGCUUCACUGGGAGUACAGGGGCAAUGUUGAAUGCCGCGAAUACAGCAAGCGCGGCUUCAAGCACCUAUCAUCGACUUAUCAUUGGGUGUAG